CUUUCACAAGCGACUCUGUUACACACAGAUAUAGAGAGAGAAACAAAGAGACGAGAGAGAGAGUGACAACCUGUUCAGAUCUGCUGGUUUUUAUCCUUAGCUCAUUGUUUAAUUCAUUCACAGGCGUUCAAUGCGAACCCUUCGAAGGACUCAAUCUUUCACCGAGUUGGGCUCUCACUGAUCGUCCGUGUCAACCCAAUUCCAAGUUCAAUCUCUCUCUCUCUGUAUCUACCUGUUCAAGGCCUUAUCAGUUAAAACUUGAACUGGGUUCAUUUACAUUUUGAAAAAAAUGAUGAUCUGUGGCAUGAAAAUGGUGAUUUAGGCGUUGCCGGAGCUCCGAAGUUACAGAGGUUUUCCGGCGGAACUCCGGUGAACCCUAAUUUCGAGGAAGACGAUGUGAAAUUGAGGCUUAAAGGAGAAGAUGUUCAAGUCGGCGCUAUGGAGGAGCGAGAAGAACAAGAUCAAAUUUGUUUUCAAAUUACAGUUCCAUGCGACUCGGGUGACACUGGUGGGAGGGGAUUCAUUGACAAUAUCGGUGGUUCCUGCGGAUGUUGGAAAGGCGACAGCGAGAUUAGAGAAAGCACGAAUUCAAGAUGGAAACUGUUACUGGGAGAAUCCUGUCUAUGAAACUGUGAAGUUCUUUCGGGACCCAAAAAGGGGGAAGUUUCAUGAGAAAAUCUACAACUUUGUUGUAUCAAAUGGAUCAUCAAAAUCUGGUUUUGUUGGAGAAGUUUCCAUUGAUUUUGCGAGCUAUGCCGAGGCCAUUAAACUUUCCUCUGUUUCUCUUCCCCUUAAGAAUGCAAAAUCUGAUGCUGUUUUGCAUGUUUCGAUUCAAAGGAUGCAGGAAAAUAUUGAUCAAAGUUUCAGAGAGACUGAGGCAGUUGAGGAUACAAGACAUAAUUCCAAGGAUAGAAGCUUGAGGAUGCAAUUAAGCAUUAGUGAUGCUGAUGGAAGCAUCAAAAGCAAUUUUACCGAAGAUGGGCCUUUCAAUAAGAGGAUUUCACAUAUUGCUGAGUUGAAUGGGAACCACCGCGCAUCAAGUGGAUCUGAUCUUACAAUGUCAAGUUCCGAGAGCAGCUCUGACCUUGACACCCCUCGGGGAUUCGGACUUGAGAAUAGUAACGUCCAUCAUGAGUCGGUGCUUCAGAAAACAACCUCUGAUUUAUCUACAACAAUUCAUGAACAGCACCAGGGUUCACAAUGGGAAUGGUUAGAAGAGAAGUCCGAAGAGGCUUCAGAUGUCGUGAUUGAAAAGCUCAAAACGGAACUCAUUGCAUUGUCUAGGCAAGCAGAAGUGUCAGAGUUGGAACUACAGACUCUGAGAAAGCAAACUGUGAAGGAAAGCAAAAGAGGGCACGAUCUCUUCAAAGAAGUCCUUAGCGUGAAAGAGGAGAGAGAUUUUCUCAAGGAAGAAUGUGAAAGAUUCAAGGCUUUUCAGAAACGUAUGGACGAGGCAAAAGUUAAAAACAAGUUGCCUUAUGAGGGAGGAGAUCCCCGUGCUCUUCUCGAAGAACUAAGACAAGAACUAAAUUACGAGAAAGACCUUAAUGCCAAUCUUCGGAUACAACUUGAGAAGACACAAGAAUCGAACUCUGAGUUGAUUCUCGCCGUGCGUGACCUAGAUGAAAUGUUAGAGCAGAAGAAUAGAGAAACGCUUAACAUUUACAACAGAUCUGCAACUGGUGAGAACGCUGAGGAGUUGGCAGAAUUAUUGGAAAUGGAAGAUGAUGAAGAGCAAAAAGCCCUCGAAGAGCUUGUUAAGGAGCAUAGUGACCCCAAGGAGGCACGUGCUCUGGAGCAAAAGAUCACGGACCUUUAUAGUGAAUUAGAGAUGUAUAGGAGAGAUAAGGAUGAGCUAGAGGUGCAGGUGGAGCAGCUUGCACUUGAUUACGAGAUCUUAAAGCAGGAAAACCAUGAUCUUUCAUAUAAACUCGAGCAAAGUCAACUGCAAGAACAGCUGAAGAUGCAGUACGAGUGUUCGUCGUCUUAUGCUACCAUAAAUGAACUCGAAAACCAGAUUGAGAACUUGGAAAGUGAACUCCAGCAGCAGUCAAGCAAAUUCUCGGACUCUUUAGCCACCGUUACUAAACUCGAAAUACAUGUCAAGAGUUUGGAGGAGGAAAUAGAGAAGCAGGCACGAGGGUUUGAAGCAGAUCUGGAGAUUCUAACCUGUGCGAAAGUCGAGCAGGAGCAGAGAGCCAUACGAUCGGAGGAAGCCUUGAGAAAGAUGCAUUGGCAAAAUAAGAAUACAGCAGAGAGGCUUCAGGAGGAAUUUAAAAGGCUUUCAGUGCAAAUGACGUCUACGUUUGAAGCAAACGAGAAGUUGGCUACAAAAGCAAUGGCGGAAGCGAGUGAACUGCGGCUGCAGAAAAGUCAUCUAGAAGAAUUGGUUCGAAAAGCAAAGGAAGAGCUUGAGUCAGUCCAGGACCAAUAUGAAGCAACAUUGCACAAACUUUCAAGCCAAUUGAGCUUAAAGGUCAAUCAAAUCGAACAGAUUGAGUCAAAAAUUGAAGAUAAGUCCAAACAGAUAAAACGUGGGGAAGAAAGUCAUAGGAUUCUCUCCCAGGAGACAAUAAUUCUCAGAGCUGAGAUUCAAAGGCUCAAAACGGAGAAUGAUAGCAUUUCUGUUGAUGUGGAAGAAAGAGAAAUUUUGAAAGGUGAACUGGAAAAAAUGAAUACAUUGAUGAAGAAAACUGAAAUGCUGCUACAAAGAGGAAACGAGGAAAGGAAUGACAUGGAAAGCAUGAUUUCUUUGUUGAGGAAUGAAGCAGAGAAGUCAAUUGAGGAACUAAACAUUCUGAGGAACUUAACGUGUGAAAAGGAAUCAAUAAUUGGAAAUAUGCAGUUGGAGUUGGAGACUCUCAAAUCUCAGUACAAUGAAUUGAAACGUUCUCUGUUUGAGGAUGAAUCCGAGAAAGAGAAACUGAUGAAACGGGUGAUUCAGUUAAAAGGUGACCUAAAGAAGAAGGAUGAUGCAAUCAGCGGUUUAGAGAAGAAGCUCAAGGAUUCCAACAAUCGGUCGACUGCCUUGGAUGGAACAAAACCUUCUUUGCGGAACAAUAGAUCUGCUUCUGUUCCUCGUGGUCCUAAAGAGACUGCAAAUCUGAAGGACAAAAUAAAACAGCUCGAGGGUCAGAUAAAGCUGACGGAAGCUGCACUCGAAACCUCGGCAAAUUCAUUUUUAGAGAAGGAGAAAGAUCUUCAGGAUAAAAUUGAAGAGUUAGAAAGAAGAUUGGAAGAACUCUGUCAAAAUAGUGCUAGUUUUUAUGAAUAUCAAUUCCAAAAGGUAGCUGAAGUUUCUGAGGCCAUUCCCUCAAAUGGUUGUAUACAUGAAGUGAAAACUAUGGAUGAAAAUUUGAGAAGAGAUCAAGAGAACCUCAAGGAAUUAUUAAAUGAAAUGGCAUUACUGAAGGAGAGGAACAAAUCAAUGGAAGGUGAACUAAAAGAAAUGCAAGAGAGAUAUUCAGAGAUAAGUCUCAAGUUUGCAGAGGUAGAAGGUGAGAGACAACAGCUUGUAAUGACAGUACGGAACCUUAAGAAUGCAAAAAAGAGCUAAAAAAAAAUUUCCCAUGAAACUGGAAAUUGGAAACAGUUCAUAGAUAAAGCAUCCCUGCCUAAUCAUACGUAUAUUUGUAAUACAUUUCUUUUUCUUUCAGAUACUUAUUGUGUUCCUCAUUGGAUAAAGUAUAAAAAUACAAAUAGUUUCCCCAUAUAUAGGUAGGUGUGCCUUGGCCAAAAAAGGAAAAAAAAAAAAAAAACUUGCCUCGGUGUCUAAUCCUUGUUCUUUUUGUAAUCUUAUUAUAGCUUGUACGGAUAAUUAUGUCAGUUCUAUCAUUUAUGUAUUCUUUCAAUUUAUGUGUCGAAAGUUAUACAAAUUGGCUUCUUUUUA
Molecule: messenger RNA, 3889 nt
Organism: Camellia sinensis
Lineage: Eukaryota; Viridiplantae; Streptophyta; Magnoliopsida; Ericales; Theaceae
Source: RefSeq, a predicted model, not a curated record